Rotaria sp. Silwood2 is the source of this 1350-nucleotide messenger RNA. NCBI's taxonomy places the organism in Eukaryota, Metazoa, Rotifera, Eurotatoria, Philodinida, Philodinidae. The record is from the annotation of a GenBank genome assembly.
AUGCAUACGUCUUUAACCUUUUUCAUCAUUGGUUUUCUUGUUUCUACAACAAAUGGAUUUUACAGUUCAAGCGAUGAUGUUAUUGAACUUGAUUCGUCAAAUUUUGAUCGUCUCGUUAUGCAAAGUUCAGAUUUAUGGUUUGUAGAAUUUUAUGCACCAUGGUGCGGUCAUUGUCAAAGUUUAGCACCUGAAUGGAAACGUGUCGCAACAGCAUUAAAGGGUAUUGUUAAAGUUGGUGCUAUCGAUGCUGAUACACAUAAAUCACUUGGUCAGCAAUAUGGAAUAUCAGGCUUUCCAACAAUAAAAAUAUUUGGAAGUAAUAAGCGAUCACCAACAAAUUAUCAAGGUGGACGAACAACUGAUGCUAUCGUUGAACAGGCUCUUAGCCAAUUAAGAACAAUUGUAAAUGAACGUUUGGGUAAACGAACUGGAGGUAGUGGUGGUGGAAGUAGUGGCAGCGGAAGCGGAGGGAAAGACACAAUUGAAUUAACAGACAGUAAUUUUGAUUCAACAGUUAUCGAUUCGGAAGAUAUGUGGCUUGUUGAAUUUAUGGCUCCAUGGUGUGGUCAUUGCAAGAAUUUAGCACCUGAAUGGGCUCGUGCUGCAACGGAACUUAAAGGCAAAGUUAAAUUAGGUGUUGUUGAUGCAACUGUUCAUACACAAUUGGCACAAAAAUAUGGAAUCCAAGGUUUUCCAACAAUAAAAUUUUUUCCAACUGGUAGAAAAGAUGGUCAAGCUGAAGACUAUGAUGGUGGACGAACAUCAAGUGAUAUUGUUGCAUGGGCAUUAGAUAAAUUUCAAGCAAAUAUUCCAGCACCGGAUGUUCUUGAAAUAACAAAUCAAGCUAUUUUAGAUGAUAAUUGUGCUGAAAAACAAUUAUGUAUAAUAUCAUUCUUACCAAAUAUUCUCGAUUGUCAAUCAGCAUGUCGUAAUGAACAUUUAACAAUGUUGAAAAAUUUUGCUGAAACUUAUAAACGUAAUCGCUGGGGUUGGUUAUGGGUUGAAGCAUUUCGUCAACAAAAAUUUGAAGAAACAGUUGGCAUUGGAGGUUUUGGUUAUCCAGCACAAGUUGCUAUAAAUGCACGUAAAGGAAAAUAUGUUGUCUUAAAAGGUGCAUUUAGUCAAACAGGCAUAAGUUCAUUUUUAAAAGAAUUAUCAGCUGGUCGUUUAACAAGUCCACUUGUACCAUUGAAUGGUGUAGCUGAAGGAAAAUUACCAACUAUUAUUGAUAGUGAACCAUGGGAUGGUCAAGAUGGAAAAUUGGAUAUUGUUGAAGAUAUUGAUCUUAGUGAUGUCAAUUUGGACGAUGAUGAUGAUGAUAGUGAUAAAACAAAAAAAAUUGAUUUAUAA